Messenger RNA from Ogataea philodendri, 363 nucleotides. RefSeq lists its product as uncharacterized. The record is from RefSeq and is a predicted model, not a curated record. Lineage: Eukaryota; Fungi; Ascomycota; Pichiomycetes; Pichiales; Pichiaceae. The transcript has a single exon. The annotation marks the transcript as partial.
AUACCGAUCACUGACUAGAAUUUUAAUCUCUACAGAUCCAGCUUUAAUUUUCAAUAAGUACUCACCACUAAAUGCCAUUCCAUUUUUAUUUGAUUUAAUUGGUACUACGGAAUCUGGCGAGGAAACUCAAGAAAAGAUAGAACUAAACCCUUUACUAGAAAAUGAUGACAAUAUUGAAGUAUUAGAUCGCUAUGAAGCUCUAUUGGCAUUAACAAACUUGGCAGCUACUCCAACUUCUAAUGGGGAGGAGAUUUGUAAAUCGAUUUCUAAUACACCAAAAUAUUGGAAUUCAAUAGUAAAUUUAAUGCUAAAUGAGAAUCUAUUGAUUCAAAGAUCGACUCUGGAACUGAUCAGCAAUCUCAU